AUGGGUUGCCCCGUGAACUCGUAUCAGACAGAGAUCCACGCUUCACUGCUGAUUUCUGGCGUUCCGUGCAAAUCACUCGGAACGAGCUUGAAGAUGUCGACAUCUGAUCAUCCAGAGUCAGAUGGUCAGACGGAACGUGCCAAUCGUGUCCUUGAAGAGAUACUUCGAGGGUACGUACACUCCUUUAAGAGUUGGAGUGAGUUCUUGCCAAUGGUAGAGUUUGCCAUCAACAACUCGGUGCAUGCGUCCACGACACAUACACCGUUUUACGUGAAUGGCUUGCGCCAUCCGCGUGUACCCACCUUACUAGAGUGUAACUCUGGUUUAAAAGGGGGAGGGACUCGUGCGAGCAAAAACCGAAUUGGUUCACGCUCAUCACGCUCUGACGAAGAAGUCAUUGCGUUUGAUGCCGAUAUCGACAACAUCGAUAUCGAAGAAGAUGAUGCCAGUGAGAGUGCGGAAGCCCUCACUGAAGAAAAGGUUGAUGUUGCUGCAGUGCGCUCACAGCACACUGAAGCUAACGAGUCAUCAGAUGAGUUCAUACUGGCUCGUGAAACGGUAGUCCGUUUUGUGCAAGACUCCAUCGCCGAAGCGGUGACUUAG
This is a messenger RNA of Peronospora matthiolae, 603 nucleotides long. The record is from the annotation of a GenBank genome assembly. NCBI's taxonomy places the organism in Eukaryota, Oomycota, Peronosporomycetes, Peronosporales, Peronosporaceae.